Malassezia globosa CBS 7966 is the source of this 1488-nucleotide messenger RNA. RefSeq lists its product as uncharacterized. Bases 1 to 1488 code for a protein of 495 amino acids. The transcript has a single exon. Lineage: Eukaryota; Fungi; Basidiomycota; Malasseziomycetes; Malasseziales; Malasseziaceae. Gene Ontology annotation, biological process: transmembrane transport; oligopeptide transport. Gene Ontology annotation, molecular function: transmembrane transporter activity. Gene Ontology annotation, cellular component: membrane. The record is from RefSeq and is a predicted model, not a curated record.
AUGGUGGGCCACAUUCUAUUGGUCAUAUCAGCUAUUCCACCUGUACUGGACAAUUCCGAUGGUGCUUUGGCUUGCUUUAUAAUUGCUAUUAUUAUCAUGGGUCUUGGUACAGGUUGUUUUAAGAGUAAUUGUUCGGUUUUGAUUAUUGAUCAAAUCAAAAUUAAGGAGCAGACAGUGGUUCCGCUCAAGUCAGGGGAGCGUGUCAUCGUUGAUCCAGCACUCACCACGGAGCGACUAUAUCUUUGGUUUUACUUAAUGAUUAAUAUCGGUUCAUUUUGUGGACAAAUUGGCAUGGUUUAUGCAGAAAAGUGGAUUGGUUUUUGGCUCGCAUUCCUGCUUCCAACCCUUGUUUUUAUUAUACCCAUCCCUGUUCUGUGGAUUGGCCGCAAAAUUUACACGGUUGCGCCACCGGAUGGUUCUGUUCUGAAGAAUGCCGUUCGGGUCUGUGCACUUGCGAUUCGGAAAAACUGGAGUUGGAAUCCCAAGACCUUCUUGAGGCUUUGGAAAUCGCCGCACUACUGGGACUGUGCAAAACCAUCUCUGGUGCCUGAACAUGAUCGCAAGUCUUGGAUGACAUAUGACGACCAAUGGGUGGACCAAUUAAGUUGCGGUGCCAAGGCAUGCUUUAUCUUCCUUCUAUUCCCUCUUUACUGGGUCUGCUAUAAUCAAAUCUCGAACAAUCUCAUUAUCCAAGGUGGGCAAAUGGACAUUGGUUCAACACCGAAUGAAAUUCCUGGUACACUAGAUCCCAUCUUCAUCAUUGUCUUUGUGUUUGUAUUCAACCUUGCAGUAUAUCCCCUACUCGAUCGUAUGAGGGUGCCUUUUACACCGAUUAAGCGGAUCACAGUCGGAUUUUUCACUGCGUGCGCCGCCAUGAUCUUUUCAGCUGUUCUUCAGCAUUAUAUUUACGCCAAAAACCCUUGUGGUAAUCGCGUAGGUGAUGACAUUGUCAUCAAUGGUAUUGACUGCAGCGGUACCAAUGCUAACAUAACUGUCUGGGUGCAGGCGGGUUCGUACGGUCUGGUUGCGCUUAGUGAGAUAUUCGCAGCUGUUACUUCAUUGGAGGUCGCAGUCUUACUGGCACCUACUAACAUGCGAUCCAUUAUCAUGGCAGUGAGUCUUUUCACCACUGCCUUUGCGUCGGCCAUAAACGAGGCCUUUAAUCCACUUUCCAAGAACCCAUUGUUUGUUGCGAAUUACACAGUUUUUGCAUGCCUUUCGUUUGUUGGCGGGAUUUUGUUCUAUCUCAUGUUUAUGGGUAUUGAUCGGAACCAAGAAGAGCUUAAUCUUGUUCUGCAACAUAGCGCCAAGAACGCGCAAGACAAUAACGACACCUCUGUCACCCACGCCGAUUUCCCAUCCGACUCUCACACUGAUUUGCAUGUUGAGAAGCCCACUUCAACCACCGAUUUUCGCACUGAUAAGCCAACAACCUCUACAGAAGCUCACGACGAUGUCCGUUUCACUGUUGAGGAAGGCACGUCUUGA